AUGUGCAGUGCGAAAAACGAGCUCCAGGAGAUCUGCGUCAAGAGGCUCUGGCCAUCGCCUGUAUACACGACCAAGUUGGCGUCGUCGGCGGGCCCCUCCUUUGCCCUGUGGCGUUUCGGCGACCCCGGCGCAGAGGCGUCGGGGCCCUUCCAGGUGACUGUCGAGGUGGCCUCUUCCCCCAGGGGUCCCAAGACCAAGCUAAAGGGCGAGGGCGCCGGCCACACAAAGCGCACCGCCGAGCAGGAGGCGGCGCGGCAGGUGCUCGGCAGCCGCCAGCUGCGCAAGCAGGUGGCGCUGCACGCCGCGGCCGCCGUCGCGCCGCGCAAGGAGGGCCCCUGGAAUCCCAAGGGUCAUCUGCAGGAGGUCGUGUCCAGGGGGCUGCUGGAGAUGCUUGGGUUUGGCAAGGAAGAUGCAUUCAUAGAAUGUGAAUCUGUGUACCGAGGCGGCCUGUCGCAUGCGCCCAUGUUUGAGGAGCGCGUGAGGGUGGUCGCCCCUCCUUUGGCAGUCAGCAGUGGUGAAGAAGACGCGGAAGAUGAGGAGGAGGACGAGAGCAACUCGGAUGCGGGUGCCUCUUCCAGCAUCUGCUCCUUCCCGCGCCCUGCUACAGGCACGGCAGUUGAGGCCAGCGGGCGUGGCCCCAGCAAGCGGGCGGCGCAGGCUGCUGCGGCAGAGGCGCUGUUGCUUGAGCUGCAGGGGCAGCUGGAGCGCCUUUCCCGCUCCACCAAACUGUAA
Monoraphidium neglectum is the source of this 732-nucleotide messenger RNA. RefSeq lists its product as hypothetical. The record is from RefSeq and is a predicted model, not a curated record. NCBI's taxonomy places the organism in Eukaryota, Viridiplantae, Chlorophyta, Chlorophyceae, Sphaeropleales, Selenastraceae. The transcript has 2 exons. The coding region runs from base 1 to 732 and encodes 243 amino acids.